AUGACUUCCGCACAGCAGCCCACUGACCCAUACAAGGCCAAGAACAAGGAUGAGCCUGGUGUGGAGGAGAAGAUCAAUGAUCUCAGCGACUUCAUCCGGGCCUGCAAGUUUGGCAUGUUGACUACCCGCAUUGCCGACUCCGGUCUGCUGGUUUCCCGCUGCAUGGCAUUGGCUGCGCAGGAGACCGGUGGCAUCGACCUCAUCUUCCACACAAACACCCACUCCGGCAAGACCUCUGACCUCGAAUCCGACUCGCAUGUCAACGUCUCCUUCUUGAACAGUUCGGGCUCGUGGGCAUCUAUCUCUGGCACAGCCACUGUCAGCGACGACCGAAGCUUGGUGAAGAAAUACUACACCCCGUCUCUGAAGACAUGGGUCGGCGAUUUGGGCGACGGUGUCCAUGAUGGCAGUGAGAAUGACCCACGUAUCGGCAUCAUCAAAGUUAAAACUAUUACCGCAACAUAUGCUGUCUCCAAGGGCACUUCCCUAGGAAGGGCUGUCGAAAUGGUCAAGGGAGCAGUCACAGGAGAGGUGGCCAAUGUCAAUGACCUGAGAGAAAUUAGCCAGGAGGAAAUCCAGCAGUGGAGGAGCAGCCAUUAG
Messenger RNA from Exophiala dermatitidis NIH/UT8656, 600 nucleotides. RefSeq lists its product as uncharacterized. The record is from RefSeq and is a predicted model, not a curated record. The transcript has 3 exons. NCBI's taxonomy places the organism in Eukaryota, Fungi, Ascomycota, Eurotiomycetes, Chaetothyriales, Herpotrichiellaceae. Bases 1 to 600 code for a protein of 199 amino acids.